Messenger RNA from Daucus carota subsp. sativus, 2276 nucleotides. RefSeq names its product probable sulfate transporter 3.4. Gene Ontology annotation, molecular function: secondary active sulfate transmembrane transporter activity. Bases 211 to 2193 code for a protein of 660 amino acids. The transcript has 12 exons. The record is from RefSeq and is a predicted model, not a curated record. Lineage: Eukaryota; Viridiplantae; Streptophyta; Magnoliopsida; Apiales; Apiaceae. Gene Ontology annotation, biological process: transmembrane transport. Gene Ontology annotation, cellular component: plasma membrane.
UUCGAUUCUCACUCGGACCGAAAUUAUUAUAAGAACAUAUAUGCAGCCCCAUCCAUCUCCUUUUCACUGAAAUUUUCUCUUUUAAGAGUUCCUUCCAAGUUCUAACAGCACUAAGCAUCAGUAACUGAUAAAAACCUCCAUUUCUCUAUGCAUAUUUCAACCUACAGAUAAGUUUCUUCUCCACAAACACAAGAACUUCUGCAAAAUAAUAUGGUAGCAGAUUCAAAGACUGUCGAAUCUUCACCCGCGAUUUCAGACCUUACAAGUCCAGUUACAAUAUUGCCUAGUGAUCAUGCAUUGUUACAUCCAACUAUUGAAAUUCAUAGAGUUGGCUUGCCUCUAAAAAUAAGCAGCUUUCAGAAAUUUAAGUACAAAUUGUCUGAGAUUUUUUUCUCAGAUGAUCCCUUCCACAGGUUUAAGAACCAGUCAGUUUUACGAAAAUGGAUUCUUGGUUUUCAGUAUAUGUUCCCUAUUCUUCAGUGGCUGCCUUCUUAUACUUUACAACACCUGAGAUCUGAUCUUAUUGCUGGCCUCACUAUCGCAAGCCUAUCGAUUCCACAGGGAAUUAGUUACGCGAAACUUGCAUAUCUGCCUCCAGUAAUCGGAUUGUAUUCAAGUUUCGUGCCACCUCUGAUAUAUACUGCACUGGGUAGUUCUCGGCAUCUUGGAGUUGGUCCUGUGUCGAUAGCAUCAUUAGUCAUGGGAUCAAUGCUUAGUGAAACAGUUUCUCCGACAGAUGAACCUCUUCUUUAUCUCCGCCUUGCUCUCACUGCAACCUUCUUUUCUGGUUUGUUCCAGACUUGUUUAGGCCUUUUCAGGUUAGGAUUUAUAAUAGAUUAUCUAUCAAAGGCCACACUGAUUGGAUUCAUGGCUGGAGCGGCAGUCAUUGUCUCCAUGCAGCAGCUAAAAGGCUUACUUGGCAUUGUUCAUUUUGCUGGCAAAACACAGAUCAUUCCUGUCCUAUCCUCUGUAUUUCACGAGAGACGAGAAUGGAGUUGGCAGACCAUUGUUAUGGGCUUCAGUUUCUUACUUUUCUUACUAACAGCAAGGUUAACUGGCUUGAAGAAACCGAAGCUAUUCUGGAUUUCAGCAGCCGCGCCAUUAACAUCUGUCGUCCUUUCAACUCUUUCUGUGUUCAUAUUCAGAACAAGUGUUAGCGAAAUAUCACAAAUUGGUACUUUGCCACGGGGCCUUAAUCCGUCUACAAUAAAUAAGCUAUAUUUCCAUGGUCCUCAUUUAGGCCUUGCCAUCAAAACAGGCCUGAUUACAGGAAUUUUAUCACUUACGGAAGGAAUUGCUGUUGGAAGAACAUUUGCCACACUACAAAAUUAUCAGGUCGAUGGCAACAAAGAAAUGAUAGCAAUCGGGCUAAUGAACAUGGCUGGUUCCUGUUCUUCGUGUUAUAUCACCACCGGAUCAUUCUCUCGGACUGCUGUAAAUUACAAUGCUGGAGCAAAAACAGCAAUGUCAAAUAUAGUGAUGUCCUCUGCAGUUCUUGUGGCUCUUCUCUACCUGAUGCCACUGUUUUGUUACACUCCUAAUGUCGUCUUAGCAGCCAUUAUCAUAACAGCUGUUAUAGGACUCAUCGACUACAAUGCUGCAAUGCGGUUGUACAAAAUUGACAAGCUUGAUUUCUUGGCCUGUCUAUGUUCCUUUUUCGGAGUUCUGUUUCUCUCAGUUCAGAUGGGAUUAACCAUUGCAGUUGGUGUGUCAGUAUUCAAAAUUUUGCUACAAGUUACAAGGCCAAACACAAACAUUAUGGGGAAUAUCCCAGGAACUCAACUAUACCAGUGCCUUUCUCAUUACGAAAAGGCUCAGAGAGUUCCAUCUUUCCUGAUUUUAGGCAUCGGAUCUCCUAUAUACUUCGCUAAUUCAACCUAUCUACAAGAAAGAAUACUAAGAUGGGUAAGCGAGGAAGAAGAGAGGAUUGAAUCAAAGACCGCGACUACCUUGAGAUGCAUUAUUUUGGACAUGACAGCUGUCACAGCAAUAGAUACCAGUGGCAUUGAUGCUCUACGCGAACUAAAAUAUACGCUAAAUAAAAGAUCACUUCAGCUGGUUUUGGUCAAUCCUGCCGGAGAUGUGAUUGAGAAGCUCGGCAAGUCGGAAGUUCUGGAGGAAUUUAGCACCAGUGGACUGUAUUUGACAGUAGGAGAAGCCAUUGCUGAUAUAUCCAUAGCAUGGAAACCUUGAUAUACUAAUUUCGACAUCUAGAUUAUUAUACAGUGACUAAUAUUGUAUUGGUGGCCGCCUAAUCGCAUAUGUAAUCAGAAGCU